GCCAGUAGCCAGACAACUCUGAAUCGCAGGGCGCUAUAAACAAAUGCGGCAAAAAGGUUCAUCUCUCGCAAAACCCUGCCAUUCCAGGAACAGUCAAGCUCCUAACUAGGGUUUUUCUGCGGUUUAUCUGAUCCGCCACCGCCACUCUCCCGAGAAUGGCCCGCCCAAACGUCAUCCGCCUGGCUCGCGCCGCCCUCUCCGCUCAUCUUCCCCGCGGCUCUUCUUCUUCUGUAAAUGAAUCGCUGUGCAGCGGGGGAUGCAGGGAGUAUAACAUGGCAGCAUGCAAUCAGACGAGGCCUCUGUUCCAUUCGUAUUCGAGUAAUGGAGGGGUUAAUGGAAGAGGUUGGUUGAAAUUUGGACUAUCAAGACCCGAUUUUGGCCGGACAAGAUCCAUUCAUGCCACAGCACACAUGUCAGGCAGAGAUUUUUAUGAUGUACUUGGCAUAAGUAAGAAUGCAACUGCAUCUGAAAUAAAAAAAGCGUAUCUAGGGCUUGCAAAGCAGUUGCAUCCGGAUGUGAAUAAAGAUGAUCCUGAAGCUGCAAAGAAAUUUCAGGAAGUUCAAAAGGCGUAUGAGGUUCUGAAAGAUGAAGAAAAACGCCAGACUUAUGAUCAGCUUGGUCAUGAUGCUUUCAAUAGUGCAGAAGAGAAUGGAGGUGCUGGACCUGGUUUUUCUGGGUUUCCAGGUUUUGAGGAUAUCUUUAAAAAUGCUGAUAUUUUUAACAUGUUUAGACAGAAGAUGGGCGGGGAUGACGUCAAGCUCUCUGUUGAAUUGUCUUUCAUGGAUGCUGUUCAGGGGUGCAGCAAAACUGUUGCAUUCCAAACUGAGUUACCUUGCGGUGCUUGUGGUGGAAGCGGUGUUCCCCCUGGGACAAGACCUGAAACCUGUAGGCGCUGCAAAGGAUCUGGCAUGGUGUUCCAGCAAACUGGUCUUUUCACAGUACAGGCUACCUGUCCACAAUGUAGAGGAUCUGGGAAAAUUGUUUCGAGUUUCUGCAAGACAUGUAAGGGAGGCCGUGUGGUGAGGGGGACAAAAACUGUGAAGUUAGACAUUAUGCCAGGAGUGGACAAUGAUGAGAUUCUGAAAGUAUAUAGAAGUGGUGGAGCAGAUCCUGAUGGCAAUCAACCUGGUGAUCUUUAUGUUACUAUAAAGGUUAGGGAAGAUCCUGUGUUUCGAAGAGAAAGGUCUGACAUCCAUGUAGAUGCCGUUCUGACAAUCACCCAGGCCAUUUUAGGAGGAACAGUCCAAGUUCCUACUCUGACGGGUGAUGUUGUUGUCAAGGUCCGCCCUGGCACCCAACCUGGCCAAAAAGUUGUACUGAAAAAGAAAGGGAUAAAAGCAAGGAAUUCCUAUUCAUUUGGGGACCAGUUUGUGCACUUUAAAGUCAGCAUUCCAAUGAAUUUGACACAAAGGCAGCGCCAGUUGAUCGAGGAGUUUGCCAGAGACGAGCAAGGAGAAGAUGAUAAGGAUGCUGCCGCGGGAGCUUCUAGUUAGUCAAUGAGAAUAUUGCGACAAUGGUGGAUGAGAGCAAUUUUGGAUCAAUUUUCACAAAUAUUGUAACUGUAAUUGUAGUGAAAGUAGCCUAAAGCCUUAUUUAUAACCAUAGCUAGAAUUGCUUUGCUUUUGAGGUAUUGUGGCAUUUGAUCAUCUACGUCGUGUUGUAUAUAUAUAUAUAUAUAUGGAUAUAACACAAAUGUUAUUCUUUAAAGAGAGAAAUUAAACAUUAAUUUUUUUUAUUGAAUUAUGAAUUUUUA
Ipomoea triloba (trilobed morning glory) is the source of this 1753-nucleotide messenger RNA. RefSeq names its product chaperone protein dnaJ GFA2, mitochondrial-like. Gene Ontology annotation, molecular function: ATP binding; heat shock protein binding. The coding region runs from base 156 to 1493 and encodes 445 amino acids. The transcript is spliced from 18 exons. Gene Ontology annotation, cellular component: cytoplasm. NCBI's taxonomy places the organism in Eukaryota, Viridiplantae, Streptophyta, Magnoliopsida, Solanales, Convolvulaceae. Gene Ontology annotation, biological process: protein refolding; response to heat. The record is from RefSeq and is a predicted model, not a curated record.